GGCCGAGCCGAGCCGAACCGAAUCGGGCCGAGCCGAACCGAAUCGGGCCGAGCCAUGGGGCAGAUCGAGUGGGCCAUGUGGGCUAACGAGCAGGCGCUGGCGGCCGGGCUCAUCAUGCUGACCGGCGGGAUCGUGGCCGUGGCGGGGCAGUUCAAAGGCUGGUACUUCGCGGCGUACGCCAUCGUGGCAGGCGUCUUGGUCUGCCUGCUCGAGUACCCCAGGAGCAAGCGGAAAAAGGGCUCCACCAUGGAGAGGUGUGGCCAGAAGUACCUGACGGCAGUGGUGAAGGUGUUUGGGCCCCUCACGAGGAAUUACUACAUCCGAGCCGUCCUGCAUGCUGCCCUGGCCGUCCCCGCUGGUUUCCUCCUCUCCACCAUCCUGGGCACCGUCUGCCUGGGCAUCGCGAGCGGCAUCUACCUGCUGGCGGCGGUACGCGGGGAGGAGUGGAGACCCAUCGAGCAGAAGCCCCGGGAGCGGCCGCACGUGGGGGACACCAUCAAGCAGCCGCCCAGCAACCCCCCGCCCCGGCCCCCCGCCGAUGCCCGCAAGAAGCAGCCGGCGGAGGUGGGGGGCAGGUGAACCCCAUUCCCAUCGAGGCUGAGUAACGAGGAGGGGGGGGCCCUCCUGCCGCUGCUGCACUGCUCGUGCUCCCGCUUCCCAGAUGCACCCCGGCUCCUCAGGGGGAAACUGGGGUGCCUGGCUCCUGGGGAUCCCCAAAUCGCCAGGGAUGCUCAGCUCCUCAGGGGGGUCCCCAGCUCCUGUGGACUCCCCAGCUCCUGGGGAGCCCCAAAUCCCCAGCGAUGCUUAGCUCCCUGAGGGGUCCCCAGCUCCCAGGGGCUCCUUAGCUCCUGUUGGAUCCCCAAGGAUGCUCAGCUCUCUGGGGGGUCCCCAGCUCCUGGGGAUCCCCAAAUCCCCUGAGGAUGCUCAGCUCCCCGAAAGGUUCCCAGCUCCCCAAGGGAUCCCCAGCUCCUGAGGAUCCCCAAAUCCCCAAGGAUGCUCAGCUGCCUGAGGGGGACCCCAGCUCUCCAAGCAGUCCCCAGUUCCCUGGGAGAUCCCCAAAUCCCUGGGGGAGAACCCCAGCUCUCCAGGGGUUCCCCAACUCCCUGAGGGGUCCCCACGGGGAUG
Messenger RNA from Gymnogyps californianus (California condor), 1125 nucleotides. Its product is annotated as cytochrome b-245 light chain. NCBI's taxonomy places the organism in Eukaryota, Metazoa, Chordata, Aves, Accipitriformes, Cathartidae. Gene Ontology annotation, cellular component: NADPH oxidase complex. Gene Ontology annotation, biological process: superoxide anion generation. Gene Ontology annotation, molecular function: heme binding. The coding region runs from base 55 to 579 and encodes 174 amino acids. The record is from RefSeq and is a predicted model, not a curated record. The transcript has 6 exons.